Molecule: messenger RNA, 1439 nt
Organism: Moneuplotes crassus
Lineage: Eukaryota; Ciliophora; Spirotrichea; Euplotida; Euplotidae
Source: the annotation of a GenBank genome assembly
AUGUCGUUCCUCUUUCCAACUGCGACCGAUUACAAGGACGAUGUGCUGAACCGGCUGUAUAGGAUUCGGAAUAUAAAUAAAACUCUUGAUAAAUAUAAGAAUAAAGCAGAUAACAGAGAUAUCAAAAUCUUGAUUUCACAAAAUAUGGAAGCCUUAAAAAGAGCUAAAAAGGAAGUAUGAAUAUAAUUUAUGAUCCAUUCAAUAAUGCAAAUCAGACUCACAAACCUUUAUUAUCAAAGGCUCGCAAAUUAAAGCGUAAGAAGCUUGCAAAGCAAAAUCUAUUUCUCCAACAAAAGGGGAAAAUAGCAAUAAAAUAACCAGAACCGUGAUAUUCUUCUUGGGAAGCUUGAGACACUUCUACCAAACAAGACUGGAAAGCAGGUAAAGGUAAACCCAAAUCUGUUCAAUCCUUUCUCUCCAAUACUGCCGUCCCCAUUUGCCCAAAAAGAGAAGGACAAUAGUUAUUGCACAAAUCUUUACAAGAAGAUAGAACAUUAUACAGGCGCUAAAAGAAGCUCAUUCAAAAGGUCUAAGAUGAAUGAUAAUUCCAUCCCAAGAGACAGGACGAGGCUGUUUUCUCCGCUUGUGAAACCUGAUCGGACUCUCGACAUAGUAAAUCAUCAGAGGAACAAUGCCAGGAGGUUGCUUCAGAAUAAAAGUUUACCAAGAGGGAAUAAAAUUAACGAAUCUACAUAUUCCUUGUCAAAUGGCCGAGUUCUAAACCCUGUGCAAGCAAUAGUCCAAAGAGCAAUAAGCAAUUAUUCACCAAGCAAUUUUUCAGAUGUUAAAGUUCAAAAUUUAGAUUAUACUAUACAGAGAAGUAGAAUGCAGCCUAAUCUGAAGAUCAAGUCAUCCUCUCCUAAAAGAGAUGCUGAUCCAAAAUUGAGUGAGAGUUCUUCUAUUGCUCAUCCUCAUAAUCUUGACCAUAAAUUCUCAGAAAUCGAGAUAUCUAUUUUUAACAACAAAGCUAAAUAAGAAAAAAUUAAAGCAAAAUCUUCAUAAAUGUAAAGAAAAUGCUAGGAAGAAUAACAACAGCCAACUUAGGAAAUCCAGAAAUAUUUCUAAUCCAAAAGCAAGGAAUAUUGUCUUUUCAAUCAAUAAAGGGUCAAAACAAAUUACUCAAAGGAAAGAGGAGAAAGAUAAGUUACAUGGAGAGAGUGAGAUUGACAGGAGCCAGGUUGAUAAAGAUAAGAUAGACCCCAUCAAGAUAAAUUUAUCAAUUUCCCAUCUUGCCACACAAUUCCCAAAGAAAAAGCAAAUAAAGAAUUUAUACUUCAGAAAGAAGCUGAAACGCAGAUCAAAAUCCCGUUCCAAGUCAAAAAUCCGGCCCAAAACUGCCUAUCGCGAGAUUUCACUAGAAACAAACUCCCCACCACCCAACCCUCCACACCACUAACCACCACCCCAAAAAUAACCUCAAAUCUCUCCAUCCUCAAUCU